This is a messenger RNA of Athalia rosae (coleseed sawfly), 5956 nucleotides long. RefSeq names its product protein BCL9 homolog (gene lgs). NCBI's taxonomy places the organism in Eukaryota, Metazoa, Arthropoda, Insecta, Hymenoptera, Athaliidae. The record is from RefSeq and is a predicted model, not a curated record. The transcript has 8 exons. The coding region runs from base 1053 to 4772 and encodes 1239 amino acids.
GGCGGAAAAAAGGACAAAAAAAAAGCUGAGAAUCUUUUUUACGACGGCACCGCGCGUCUCCUUCGUAGAAAGAUAGAUGCGUAAUAAUUUGUGCGUCCUGUUACAAUAGAUUGACCUACGAUGGUAACAAUAAUUCACGUUAUUCAAGAGUAACAAUUCUUGGUUGGGAAAGGCGUCCAUUUGAUCGGAGGUGUUGUUUCUGUACGAAAAUGGAUUUGACAAACGGAUGAAUCUUUGGCGGCAGAUGGCGCCAUUUUUGACUAACAAUUUCAUUUGAAGACGAUGGAAUUUGGAACGCAGCAUUCGACGGAUUUUGUUGACGGAAAGGAAUUUUCUGAACUGUUGGUUGGCAGUAGUGGCCAAAAGAAAUAAAUAAUCAAAGCGACCAUGAAGUGACAAAUAAAGCUGAAGAACAAUGCUGGUUCUAAGCGGUGAAAAUUAAGUGUAACAUCGUCGAUUGUUCGAAAUCUCGCUGAUAAUAUCGGCUGAGAUUAUUAAAAGGGUGUAAAAAAUAGCUAGCCGCGUUAUGCGGACCUCCUAAAUCACGGGGUUUUCUGGGGGCUGACGUUUCUUCGCCACUCGGACGUGUCCCUAGAGGAGCGUUUUAUCAUUACAUUGAUAAACUCGAGCAGUUUUUACUCGAUCCUCGUCUCGAUGCGGGUAUGAAAACGCUUUGCGAAAACCCCGGAUGGUAACGCGGAAAAUUUGAACACUGAAGGGAACUGAUAUACGAAAGAAUUGGAGACGGUUCCCAAGCAGGUGAUUUUCCCCCCACGAUUAACAACGCUUGUAAUAUCAACAGAAAAACAUGCCUCAAGUUAACACGCGGCUGUUACUAAAUAAGGGUGAUUUUAUGUAACAUUGUCACCGCUUAAUCUCUGCAGUCACCUCCACGUCGUUUUUUUCUGAAAGACAAUCCUUGGCUUCAUUGUCGGACUGUUUGUUUCUCAACUCGAGGGUUGUUAAAAGACUGAUCUGGCCAUGCUGCCUGGUUACAAGUUACCAGUCGCAGUCGUCUGACGCCGUCGUCGCUCGUCUCCGCUGAUACGAAAAUGAAAACGGAGAAAAAAUCGAGCGAACCAACCUGCGUAACGACCACCGUCGUAAAGGAGGAACCUGCCGAUACCGAACAGAUUAAGAUAAAAGAAGAAUCAGGGGGAGCAGGUACAGGCAACAAUGAUAACACAGUCAGGGAGGAAUCGACGGAAUGCCCGAGGGAAUCAAACAUCGAUCAAAACCACCCGGAUGGCACUAUGUCUCAAGACAAUCAAAACGGAGCUAACAAUCAAUCGAUACUUGGAUCAGUAAAACAAGAGAAUGAUCAAAAUCAUCCGGGCGAUGAUUUACAAAGCGAUUGUGCCGCCAACGUUGGACUUUCAUCUGACGGAAUUCAGCCGCUGGUGAGCAAUGUGCUUGGAAAACAAAUGGGUACUGGCACAGGUGGAGGAGAAGCUCAAUACAUGCAGCAACAAAGCCAGAUAUUCGUAUUUUCUACAAUGCUUGCCAAUAAAGGCGCAGAUGCGGUACUGCAAGGACAAUUCCCGUCCAUUAUCGCCUAUCACUGCGCACAGCCAGGCACCAAAAAGUAUCUGGAGAAACACCCGAGCAAAGUCAAUCAGUUUAGGCAAAACCCUGCCCAGUGGUUGAACAACCUUGCAAUGAUGAAACAAAAGAGUCAACAGGGUGGUCCCAACAAUGCUUUUCCCACGGAGCAACCCCCGGACCUACCCGCGUUAGAGCCAAAUGCCCCACCGUUCUGGAAUGAGCAAACUAAUAUCCGGAACUUGAACGGCAGCAGCUCCAUGGGCAACCCGGAAUCCUCCCUCGAUGAUACCAAUAUCGAUGUGCCUUGCCUCGUACCGAAUUCGCCGAACAAUUCAGGUAACUCUCAACCGCCGACUAGUACGGCGUUGGGUCACAGUCCGGGUCUUCUGGGAGCUCCGAACAGUCCAGGACCCGGAGGUCUGCAACCCUCUUUGCAAGGGGUAAAAGUUCCUGACGAGAAUCUGACACCUCAACAACGCCUGCACCGCGAGGAGCAGCUUGCCACGAUAAGGAAAAUGCAAAUGAUGUUGUUCCCUGAGCGAAAAGAAGAUGGCCCGAACCCAGGUCCUCUCGACCCGGCCCAAGGUGCUCCGCAGGCUACGGGACAAGGCCCCACCAAUGUUGCGAGCGGUCCUUCCGCUGGCCCUCCUGCUGUCGAUUGGAACAAGUUACAGCACCACUUUUUUGAUGGAAAAAAUAAGGUAGGAGUAGGUAGUCCCAACGCAGUGGCUCUGCGGGGAGGUGGUAUGGUUGGCACACCACGAGGUCAAGGACCUCCGCCUCCGUACCACCAAACGACAAGGUCGGCGAGUGUUCCGAUAGCGAUACAGAGUCCGAAUCCUUCGUCGCCGAAUAACCCAACGAGCAAUCUGUCUCUUCCAUCUCCUCGCGCUAGUUCUGCGCUUAAUUCGCCAGCAGAUUGCAAUAGGCAAUUCCAAAUCGGGAACCAGAGACCUGGACAUCUACCAGGACAGAGUCCCACGAGUCAGGACUCUCCGAAUCCUGGAGCAGGACCUCAGGGUGCGACGCAGGGACCGAGACUGAAUCUUAGCAAUCCCGGAACACCCGUUUCUCAUUCACAUCUCACCACGUUAAGUCCUAAUGGAGUUCCUCCGCAGAAAGAUCCCCUUGACUUUCCAUCUAGUCAACCACCCGCCACAGUGGAUGGUAUGUUCUGUCGAACUCUGCAGUCCCUUGCGCAACAGAAGCAGCAGCACGGGGCAGCGGUGAAUCCGAGCGGCGUAAAAGAAGCAAAUUUAAUGCCGGUUCCAAGCCCUCAGCAAAUCCAGUACCUAAAUACUUUCGAAGGGCAAGAACUGACCAUACAAAAACAGCCCAACACCAGCCUGAAGGACACUAGUUUACCAACAACCACGAGCAGCAACAACAACGGCAGCAACGACGUGCAGACUAGAAUGCUCCCCGGUAAUAUGGAGAACAGUAACCAGUAUCCGGCUAGAUCGGAGGGUGCAAGCCCUUCGAUGGAUGGUGUGGGCCGAGGGUUCGGGGGUCCGUUGCACAGUCCGCACACGCCACAUACACCGGGUAAUGUGACGCCACACACGCCGGUCGACACUAUGAAGACUGGAAAUAAAACUACAACGACGACAAGUGCCCAAAACAGCCCUGCACCGCACAAUACUGGCCUACCCGACAGCAUGGGGCCGCCCAGGACUGUACCUGCGUCUCCGAAUACUAAAGUCGACACGUCUCCGCCAUCUAACAAAGAACAACAGCAACAGCAACAGCAACAGCAACAGCAACAACAACAACAACAACAACAGCAGCAACAGCAACAACAGCAACAGCAACAACAGCAGCAACAACAGCAGCAACAGCAGCAGCAACAACAGCAGCAGCAGCAGCAGCAACAACAACAACAACAACAACAACAACAGUUAGUAGGUAACCCCCCAAAUCCAGGUAAUAAUGGGCCACCUCUUGGCCCAGGUUUUCCUUGUAGCAGGCCUUCGGUGAACGUUAAUCAGCCGUCUGAUAACGUUCCGUUGAAUCCUAACAAUAUCGGUGGAAGAUUGGGUGGUCUAGGAGGAUUGAACACGAAUCAUUUCGAUCCGAUAACAUCGCUAGCUCAGAUGAGCCAGCAGUUGACGAAUACGGCAGCGAGCAACGCUCUCGGUGGCGGUGGUCCAGAGGGCUCGAUGCACUCCGGCAACGCUGGUGGUAUGAUGCCCUUCAAUCCCCAUGGAAUGCAGCAUAUGAUGCAGAUGGGGGAGAUGAACGGGUGCCACAUGCCUGGACCUGGUGGUGAACCAGGGGAUGUCGGUGGACUCUGCAUGGGACUCGGUGGCCCACCGACGAGCUACAGCCCGACUCCGCACAGCGGAAGCCCCGGGGGCCCCAAUAAAAUGGGAAACCCGAUGAUGAACCACCCGAUGAUGCAUCCUGGACCUUAUCCCAACGACGGACACGGACCACCCAGGCUGAUGGGGCACGGCCCUGGACCCAGCCCUUACAACGGAGCCAAUGUUCAGGUAAAACCUAGUGCCCCGAACACGAUUCAGUACCUGCCUGCGCGACCGAACGUCGGUCACGCACCCAGGGGGCCGCCGAGUCUCGAUUUUCUCCAGAGGUUUACGAAUCCCCUGUCAAAUCUCGAGUCGAAAAUGCCCCCGACACCGUCCGUCAAUUUGCAAUAUUUUCCGAACGGAUGUGUGCCCAAUAACAUGGGACCACAUUCCGGAAUGUCGAAUAUGGGGGGGAUACCGGGCAUGGGAGGACCUCCGAGGAUGGACGGACAGCCGAUGAAUAAUUCCGUAGGAAUGCAUCCGUCUAUGAGACCAGUCGGUGGGAAUAUGAGACCGCAGCCCAACAUAAUGCGCAUGCAACACAUGGUGGGCGGUGGUGUUUUUCCCGGUGAGAUGAUGAAUCCGGACAAAGUAUUUCCACCAGAAAUGGUAUCGCAGGUACCAAAUCAGCCGAAUCCCGGUAUGUACGUGCCGGGGAGUAAAGGGAGUCCCAUGGGACUCGGACCACCCGACGCCUCUCAACCCUUACCCCCCAGUAUGGGUGGUGCCAGUAGCAAUUUUAAAAGUAGUCCGUUUGUCGGUGGCGGGCCGAGUAUGUCGGACCCGAAUUAUGCUCAGCAAUUUCAUAACUUCCAACAGCAGCUUUACGCCACAGGUACGAGGGGCAGCGGUCCUCCUCACCCAAAUCUUCACCCACCGCCAAAUUCACACUCUCAUCAACAGUUCUUCAUGCCCAAGUAGUUAGUUUGUUACCCAACGGUUUGAGGAGUGCCGUAAAUGCCACGUGCACUGCUUUUGUUCUUUAUAUCGUCGAAGGGAACGGUUUGGAUUUUCAAAACCGGUGUAAUUGAAAGAAAUUGAAGAACAACAAACAAGUAAGAGGAAGAACCGUCCUUCGGCAGAAGGCCAUACCCUUUGUGAUUUUUAAACGACUGUAAAAAAAAGCAACGCGCAAUUCUUCUCCUCUGUAUUUCUUUUAUCAAAUGAUUCCAAUUCCUUACAGACAGCGACGUAACAUCCUCUGCUAAUUUACUUUUUGUAUCUGAAUUCGGAUUAUGGACAGAUUUUUUUCUGCAUUGGUUUCCAACGGCCCGUGUGGAAGGAAAGAAUAAUAUCUCGUAUCCCCAUCGAUAGUCUUUGAUUUGAUAAUUUCGGUGUCGUUUCACCCGAUGAUUGAUGUACCUGAUCGGUAAAUUACUACGUACUUUAGUAAAUUAAUAGAUGAAAUCUAAAAAGAAAAAAAAAAUUGCUUCAAUUUUCGUUGAUGUUCAUACGAAGAUACCAGAAUUAGUCUAAAACCACCUCCGACAGUUCACAGAAUUAAGAUAUCGGGGGCAAUAGCCAGAGGCUGAGAGCUAAUUGUACAAAUAUAGGAUGAGCGACGUCGUGACGGUCAGUAUCGAAUUGGAAAACACUUAUUCUUCCUAACAAAAAGAGAAAAGAAAAAAAAAAAAAAACGAACAUUUUGAAAACAGUUAAAACCCAGCUCAAAUUAAUAAUUGUACAUAUACACGAUAUAUAAAUAGGUAUACCCGAUACAGAGUCCCAUCCUCUCCUUGCCUGUUCAAUUAUCCCCUGACCCGAAAGUUUCCCACCCCCAUGACCAACUCUGUGCAUAAUCAUGACCCCUCAUAGUCGCAUAGCGCAUAAUGAUUUAAGAAGAAUAAAGAAACGAAAAAAGGAAAAAAUUCAAAAUUAAAACAACUCGGAAAAGAUAUGAAGUAAAAAAAGAGCACAGCAAAAGAUAAGGAAGAUAAAGAAAAUGGAAGAUAAUUAUCAAUAAGAAUUAAAGAAGAAAACAAAAAAAAAAGAAACAUAAUAACAAGAAAAAAAAAAAAAUAAAAAGUAAUUGACUAUGAACAAUUAUGUUGUUGACGAAUGAUUUUUAUUAUAAAUGAAAAAUAAAAUAAAGAUAUUUACAAGAA